Manduca sexta (tobacco hornworm) is the source of this 3394-nucleotide messenger RNA. It is a transcript of the gene Rab19, whose product is annotated as ras-related protein Rab-43. The transcript has 4 exons. Gene Ontology annotation, cellular component: trans-Golgi network. The coding region runs from base 90 to 743 and encodes 217 amino acids. Gene Ontology annotation, molecular function: GTPase activity; GTP binding. NCBI's taxonomy places the organism in Eukaryota, Metazoa, Arthropoda, Insecta, Lepidoptera, Sphingidae. The record is from RefSeq and is a predicted model, not a curated record.
GCAACUAGCAACUUUGAUCUGUCAUUAGACGAUGGAAUGUCAAGUUAACAACGUAAACAGAAUUUUUAUAAAAAAUAAUUAAUUUAAAAAUGAGCAGCCGUAACCCAAAUACUCUGAUGAGCAUUCCCGACGAACAAUUUGACUAUCUAUUCAAAAUAGUUCUAAUCGGUGAUUGCGGCACUGGUAAGACAUGCAUUGUUCAACGUUUGAAAUCCGGGAAUUUCAUAGAAAGGCACGGAAAUACUAUAGGCGUAGAUUUUUCAAUGAAAACAUUGAUAGUGGAUGGGAAGAAAGUCAAGCUUCAGAUUUGGGACACAGCAGGCCAGGAGCGGUUCAGAACAAUUACCCAGAGCUAUUAUCGUUCUGCUAAUGGAGUGAUCAUUGUGUAUGACAUAACCAAAAGAUCUACAUUUUUGUCAUUACAAAAAUGGAUUGAAGAAGUGAGAAGGUACACAUCAUCAAAUGUCAUUGUGUCCCUCAUCGGUAAUAAAUGUGACUUGACUGAUCAAAGAGAGGUGGAACCCGAUGAACCAAAGUCCUUUUGCCGCUAUGUCCCAGAGAUUAUGUUUGUUAUGGAAACGUCAGCUAAGGACAACACCAAUGUUGAAGAUACAUUCCGCAGUCUGGCUACUGAAUUAAAGAGACAACACGACAGCAGCGAGGGCCCGCCGGCGGAGUGCGACUCGGUAGUGCUUGGCGACAGUCAUUCGGUAAACAGAUGUCAGCCGUGCCGCUCCUCUUAAUCCAUUGUUCAUUAUAAGUAACAUGACCAAAUGUUCACAUGAAAAUAUAUUAAUUCAAGGUUGCUAUGUUGGUCACAAACACCCACUUGCUGUAAUCAAAUUGGCGAUCCUCAUAAAAAUACUAAAAUAAAUACAAAUAAAAAUAUAAUAAAAAAGAACCAGAUAGUUGCAAAGACCUUUCAUUGACGUAAGUGUGUCCAUUUAAAGUAAAUUCCCGAUUACUAUUUUGCAUGUUGCAAAAGGAUUGUGGUUUUCUGAGACAAGGAAUCUUUAUAUGCUACUAUAGAGAUUUACUUGUACCUCGGCUCGCGUAUUGAAAUACAUAAUAUUAAAGUUAUCCUUUGUUUACCUAGGACAUGGUCUAUCUAUGUGCCAAAUUUAAAUAAUGUUAUGUCACCUAAUUAUAAUACGUUAUAAAACAUUGAAAUACCUUCGCAAACUUUCAAAAAUAAUAUGAACAGGAAUGAGAAUAGUUGAAUAUGUCAAUCGCAAUAUUUAAAAAUAUGGAGACACUUAUGUUAAAGGAGGAUUAGCAAAUGUAAAGCGAAGUUUACAUUAACAGCAAAACAUGCAGAAGUUGUGUUAUGCAAGCAAUUUGCCAGAGAAUAAUCACGGCAAGCCGACAUCUACAAUUUUUUAAAUGCAGGAAUUGCGGCAUGUUAUAUUUGUGCUGCUAAAACCAUUGAAAUAUUGCCGCUAGACUGCCGAAAUUUUUGCUCAAAAUAUUGCUGCGAGUACAUGUUAGUCUAAUUUUAUUAUAUUUAUAGAUGGUUCUUGUACCCUGCUAUAUACUGAUAUGAUAUAAAUAUGACAAAUAUGUCCUAACCUUGCCAAGCCCAAGAUUAUUGCAAGUGGGCCUAAAUCAAUUUGCAAAUGUGCCUUCACUGUUAAACGGGCACUAUGAAAUUAAGUCAUGCAUAAAGAAAUCAUUCAGUGUAAUGAAGCAUAAAAUGCAAUUUAUAAAGUAUUAUUUACAUCUGCUCAAUUUAAAUUAACAGAGUUUUAAUUCCAUAUAUUAUAAUUAUGCUUCAUUUGUUUUAUAGUGAUUUAAUUUUGGAACUAAACUAUUAUUGAAAAAUUGUUUUACGUACAUUUCGUAUGCAUUUUACAAAUUUUCCUGAGAUUUCUUUUCACGAUGUUUCUCAUGAUCAUGGCUUUAAGUCUUAAUCUUAAGAACUAAUCUCAAUGUUAAUUUUAGUGGUUUAUUAUUAAAUCAGUUUCGAUAUUGUAAAUAUAUUAAUAUUAAUUUACUCGUACCACCUAUUCGAGACUGAUUUACGCCAUAUAAUUAGUAUGUGUUAUUGUACACCUUUAUCCUACAGUUAUAACUGUUAAUAUUUCAAAACUGUAAUAUCUCAAAACUGAUUCAAUGCAAACAUUUUAUGUGUGGUAAAAACUCAAUCAUUGUACAAUGUACAGGUUCUUUUACAAAAAAUUAUUUAAAAAUUCUUAAGGAUUAGCAGAAAUUAAAAUAAGAUGAAAUAUAAUAAUUAACUUGUGGUGAAAACUAUGGUAUGUCAUAAGUUUCUGGAAAAAUUAAGAAAAAAAUGAGUUGUUUGUAACAAAUUUCCCCAAUAAGACUUAGCUUAAAAUCUUUGUGUUAGGUAUUCGAAUAUGAAUUUUUUACCAAAAUAUACCAACACGAUGUGACAUUUUUCCACUGUAGACCACUUUUCUACAAUUUUCUAAAAACCCUUUCAGAAGUUGAUCAUCUAAUACAUUUACAGUAGGUACUUUGAUACCUCCCGUUUUUAGAGUAUAUUAUUUGACGGAAUUGCAACUAUGGCGUCCAAAGUGUAUAUAUACGUAUUUCUGUAGAUAAUAGUCAAAUAUACCUAUUUUUCGUUAUAUAGUAUAGAAUAUACCAGUUGCCUCAUUCAUUUUAUGGGGUUACCAGAAUUUAUGGAUAUAUACGGACAUCUUCAAAUGAUUUUCUUGAACAAUAUUGUUUCAUUAUAUACUUUUUGUUUAAAAAUUAAAACAAGAGCACAUUAUUGUUAUAUCACAUAAAAAAUAUAUUUUUUCAGUUAUAUUAUUAAUUUGUGGAGUUAUAUUCCGUGAACAAGUGGUAGACACCUACUAUGAGUAGAGGAUAGAGAAAGUACGUAAAUUAUUGCACCGAUACUGUAUAAAAUAUAAAAUAUAAUAUGUACUAUAUGUGGUAUAUUAUAUAGGAUUUAAGCUAUAGAAGGUGACUAACAAUUGUUUGCAGACUUUUGGGAAUUUUCUACAUUUCACAGAGUUUAUGGUGACCUCAGUUAGAGCAAAUAAUAUUAUGAGUGUUUAGCAUCUCAGCUAGUAUGUGGUGCUAUUUUUAUUUUCAGUAAAUGUCUUUUAAUUUGCUUUAAGUGAAAGAGUUAAAAAUAACGAUAAUAAAGACUAUGUUUAUUUCUAAUUAAUUCGAAAUCAUGUUUAGAGGCUUGUCAAACAUUAUUUCUCAUUAUUGAAUUUAUCAUUAAAUAGAUAAUGAAAAGUCAUCGAACCUCAUUCAUUUAUUUAGAUCUGUUAUUGUGAUAUUGACAUAAAAUUACGAAGAAUAGCUUUAUUUCGGCAAUUGAAACAUCAAUUUAUUUUUGUCUCAUUUAUUACGUAAGAUAUUAAUUUAUAACAAAAGUAAUGAUUCUUUACUGAAAUAAAUGUUGUUAUGAAUA